CUGCUGCUGUACACGAGGUACUGCACGAAGGUACUGCACGAGAGGCACAGGAUGUGCGGCUGUGCGCGAACGAUAGAUCCUUCCCACCACACUUUCUCCGCAUCUUGUACAUGCUACGACGCGUCGCGGCAAACUGGGCGAUGCAACACGGCAACGGCGGGACGAAUAUGCCGCAGGCCGAGGGCGGGGAGGUUGCAGCACCUGGGCAAGGCACCCCUUGGAAGCUGGUGCGCGAGCAGCGGGGCUGGCAUGAGAAUAGGAUUGCUGGUUGGCCUUCUGGCGGCUUCAAUACGGCGGGUUGAGGCGUAUCCCGGGGAUAGCGAUCCUUGGUGGGUGUUCGUGACGAUGCCGUUCAUUUCUGGUGCGGUUGGAUACGUGACCAACAUCCUAGCGCUCAAGAUGACGUUCUAUCCGGUCGAGUUUUGGGGCAUCAAGAUCUGGCAGCCGGAGGACCAGCCGCUUGGGUGCAUUGGGUGGCAGGGUAUCGUGCCUGCGAAGGCGGCCAAGAUGGCGCAAAAGAGCGUUACGCUCAUGACCGAGAAACUCAUCAACAUCAAGGAAGUGUUUUCCCGGCUGGAUCCCGAUGAGAUGUGCGAGGCGCUCGAGCCCGGACUUCUGGCGGUGGUGAGCAGGGUGGUGACGGAGAUGGCGGCGAAACACAUGCCUGGGACGUGGCACUUCUUGCCGGAGGCAUCUAGGGACGACAUCGUCCUCAAGGCUCUUGAGGACGUGCCGAUUUUCAUGCGCUCCUUCAUGGGCGAGGUGAAGACCAACAUCGACGACGUUCUGGACGUCCACCACAUGGUAAUCACCAACCUCGUCAAGAACAAGGCCCUCAUGAACCGGGUGUUCAUGGAGGUCGGCGCGAAGGAGCUGGUCUUCAUCGAGAGGUCCGGCCUGCUGUUCGGGUUCCUGUUCGGCUGCUUGCAGACAUGCCUGUGGUACUUUUACCAGGAGAACUGGGUGCUUCCCGUCGGUGGUCUCGUGGUGGGCUGGCUGACGAACUACCUGGCACUGAAGAUGAUCUUCCGACCGGUCAACGAGCGGAUCGUGUGCGGCUUGAAACUGCAAGGGCUGUUCUUGAAACGGCAGACGGAGGUGUCGGCACACUUCGCCGAGAUCACUUCGAACGAAAUCCUCACCUCCCAAGCCAUGUGGGAGGCAAUAUUGACGGGGCCGAAGCGAGAUAGCUUCAACGACAUGUGCAAGAGGCAUACCCACAAUUUCGUCGACGACAUGGCCGGGAGCAUGAGGCCGCUGGUGCAGCACAUGAUCGGGGAGAACGAGUUCGUCGGCCUGAAGGACGAGAUUGCGCAGCAGAUGAUAGAGAACCUGCCCAUGGCAAUACGGUUUGGGCACACGUACACGACGAAGGCGCUCGACAUGUCCAACACGAUCCGAGUGGCGAUGCAAGGGCUGAGUCCGGCGGAAUUCGAAGGCGUUCUCCAUCCGGUGUUCGAAGAAGACGAGUGGAAGCUCAUCUUGGUCGGGGCGGCGUUGGGUGCUGCGGUCGGAGUGUUUCAGCUGUUCGUCUUGUUCUAG
Molecule: messenger RNA, 1542 nt
Organism: Ectocarpus siliculosus
Lineage: Eukaryota; Phaeophyceae; Ectocarpales; Ectocarpaceae
Source: the annotation of a GenBank genome assembly